Messenger RNA from Cucurbita moschata (crookneck pumpkin), 1319 nucleotides. RefSeq names its product glycine-rich RNA-binding protein 10-like. Gene Ontology annotation, molecular function: RNA binding. Lineage: Eukaryota; Viridiplantae; Streptophyta; Magnoliopsida; Cucurbitales; Cucurbitaceae. The transcript has 8 exons. The record is from RefSeq and is a predicted model, not a curated record. The coding region runs from base 153 to 1010 and encodes 285 amino acids.
CAGGGGUUUUAGCCUCCUUUCCCCCAUUUCUUUCUUCCAGCUCAAAACCAUACACAGACACUCACACUCAAGCUUUCUCCCCUUGCCCGUUAGGGUUCCUGAUUUCUUCAUCUUCUUCCCUCUUUCGCUUCCCGCCUUGCUGAAGCACUGCCAUGGAUAGAUACCAGAAGGUCGAGAAACCUAAGCCUGAAUCUCCGAUAAACGAAAAUGAAAUCCGCAUCACCAGCCAAGGCGCUAUCCGAAACUACAUCACUUAUGCUUCCACCCUACUGCAGGACAAACGUGUUAGAGAGAUAGUCUUGAAAGCCAUGGGACAGGCAAUCAGUAAAGGUGUUGCCAUUGCAGAAAUUUUGAAGAAGCGAACUCCACGAUUGCAUCAAGAAACUUCCAUCAGCUCAGUGAGCAUAACUGAUGUAUGGGAACCUAUUGAAGAAGGUCUUAUACCUGUGGAGAUGACUCGCCAUGUCUCAAUGAUAUCAAUUACCUUAUCAAAUCGGGAGCUAAAUAAAAACGCUCCUGGGUACCAAGCUCCACAUGUUGUGGAACAGCCAAAGCAACAAUAUAAUCUGCAACAGCAACAGCAACAGCAACAGCCAAGACAGUCUCGUCCUUAUUACAAUGCUAUUAAUGAAGAUCCAUAUGGCCAAAGCCGAGGUCGUGGUAGAGGGAGGGGACGUGGUUGGGGCAGAGGUGGAUAUGGAAACUACCAAGGAGGAUAUGGCAACUACCAGGGUGGAUAUGGAAACUACCAGGGUGGAUAUGGCAACUACCAAGGCGGAUCUGGCAACUACCAAGGCGGGUCUGGUAACGGCUACCAAGGUGGAUCUGGCGACAACUAUCAAGAUAAUGGUGGGUACUCAAACUGGGGUAGAGGAGGUGGGCGAGGCAGAGGUUGGGCAUAUCGUGGAUCUGGCUAUGACAGAGGCAGAGGGGGUAGGGGUUACGUUCGAGGUCGGGGGCGGAUGGGUGGACGAACAAGGGGCGGUGGUGUCGGUAGAAACCAGGCUUAGUUAAAAAGUUAUUCGUUUUUUUUACUUGAGCUAAAUGCUUUGCCUUGGCCAGUAAGAUGCUUUUUAUCUGAAUAUAAUGUUUUUAAUAGCGUGGAAAUUUGGCUUCUUAGAGCGUUGUUGAGCAGUAAUUUCUUCUUUUGCCUGUGGUAAUGUGGUGGGCAAGGUUGUUUUUGUUUAUGUUUUGCAUUUAGCUUUAUAAGAGCAGUCAGUUCGGUUCAUUCAGUGUAAUUUGUUUUUUUUUUACCCAUACGUUUUCCCGUACCUAGCAUCUUUUUGCUAUUAUUAUUGUAUUCUUUUCUACUUAGUUCA